This is a messenger RNA of Phragmites australis (common reed), 2050 nucleotides long. RefSeq lists its product as uncharacterized. The transcript has 5 exons. The coding region runs from base 103 to 1011 and encodes 302 amino acids. NCBI's taxonomy places the organism in Eukaryota, Viridiplantae, Streptophyta, Magnoliopsida, Poales, Poaceae. Gene Ontology annotation, cellular component: chloroplast. The record is from RefSeq and is a predicted model, not a curated record.
CCGGGCCAGACUCCUCCCUGCGCCUGCGGUGCCCGUCCCACCGUCCGCCCCUGCCCUGCUGCCGCCCGCUACUGCAGAUAACACAUCGCAAGGCGGACGCCGAUGGCCGCCGUGGCAAGCCCCGCCCUCCGGCUCCGACCCAGGGUCGCCUCGCCGUCCGCGUUCGCCUCCCAUCGCUGCCGCUUCCGCUCAUUCGCUUACUCCUGUUCCAAGUUUGCAAGGCCAUUUCCAACUCAGAGAGUCAAUGGAAGUAGGAUGCAGGAUUUAGGUACUCUUAAAGGCAAAGUUUUUAGCAGCACUGGCAACCAUGAUGGACGGUUUCAUAUUAAGCAAAUUAUAUCCUUUGCUGCUAUGGACAAGCAGGAGCCAGUCGUUUCACCAAUCUUGGAGACACCGGUUUUACAAGAGACAGAAUGUGGUACUAAAGAUGCCCCUGCAUCUGACAGCUCCUCCUACUUCACUUACAGGGGUGGUGGAAAACCAGGAUUCAUCUCGUUUCAAGGCAGCAGCUAUCAAAAGACAAUUGUGGAGAGUGUGCCACAUCCUGGCAAGGAAGCAUCUAGAUUGGUUUGGUUUGUUGGUCCAACUAUCCUUGUGUCGUUCUUGGUUCUUCCAUCACUUUACUUGCGCAAAGUACUCUCAGCUGUGUUUGAGGAUUCCCUGUUGACAGAUUUUCUUAUACUAUUCUUUACUGAGGCACUGUUUUACGGAGGUGUUGCAAUUUUUGUAUUGUUGAUUGAUAAAGUCUGGGGACCUUUGCAGCAAGUAGUACUGAAGAGUUACAUUUGGUCAAAAUCCAGAUUUUUUCGUAUUUCUUCAGUAACAACAAUAGUUCUUAGCUUGGUAAUACCUCUUCUGACCAUGGGCAUGGUUUGGCCCUGGACUGGACCAGCAGCAUCAGCAACUCUCUCCCCUUAUUUGGUAGGACUUGUUGUACAGUUCGCAUUUGAGCAGUAUGCACGGCAUAAAAAAUCACCUUCUUGGCCAGUUAUUCCUAUUAUCUUCAAGUGAAGUUUAGGUUGGUGGAAAGAAUAGAUCCUUUUAUGUGAUCUCUUUAGUCUAUGAUCUGAUCGGUCACUUUGUGCGGGAAAAUGUAUGAUCUGAUGAGUCAUACCUGAUGUUUGAGAUUUGGGAGUGGGUAUCAGUAUAUCAGAUAAUCUUGGUGACAGUUGGAGCAUUUGAAAGAAUCUAAGAGUAGCAAACAGGUGAGGAAAAUAUGGAAAUUAAGAAAUAUAAUCCAGUAAACUAGUCUAGUAGAUAGAGUUUUUGAUGUUUUUAUGUCUAUAAAUUAGAGGUCAAAUAGUGGCCCGUUUUUCAUCCUUUGGAUUUGCUGGAGCCACAAGUCCAAAAAAAUUGAUAUUUGUAGGAAACACAUUAUGAUCAACCAAUAUAUUGUUUGUUGAUGUAAAAGUUUCUGUUCUGAUAGGGGGUCUAAGGACACCAAAGAGAACUUCUGAAUGACAUAUCAGGAUUCCUGGUGGUUGUCAGUACUCUGUGGAUUUGUGCUGUUAAGAACUUGUUUCCCUCAUCUGAAGAGUAGGUGCAUGCAUGUUUUCAAGCAUUGUUUAGUAAUGAGCAUGUUAUUAGUGUGACUGUCUAAACGAUGCUCUGUACUUGCCCCUCAUGAUUACCUGCAAUUUGCUGCAUGACUAAAACUGAGUCUUGUGUGCAUACUUAUGUGGAAACUAGGGUCAGGUUGUUUGCACUCAUUAUUUCUUGUUCAUGUGAACCAUUGCUGAUGUCCCCUAUUCUGCUCAUGAUCAUUUCAACCAAUCAAGCGAUUGCAUGUUCAUGUUUUCUUAUGGAAGGAUAAGCACUGAAAUCUUACAUGAUUUUCUUGCCUCUACUGAAAUGCUUCAAUUAGUUCUCUGCAUGCGUAUUUUUUCUUUCCUCCCCAUCCUUCCAGGUAUACAGGCUUCACCAACUGAACAGGGCAGCCCAGCUGGUAACAGCACUCACUUUUUCUGUUAGAGGAACAGAGACAACAAAUCAAACUUUGGCUAUCAUGAACUCCUUAGGAGCAUUACUGACUGUUCUUCAGAUUCUUGGC